AUGUUGAUUUGGCAAGUUUUUUGGCGGAAGCUGACCACACCAGCAUUUAAAUCUGCGGUACUACCUACUGGAUCCACACUGCAUCGGAUUAGCGAGAGGUUUACGCCUUCCGUGGAAGCUCAGCCGGACUUCAAUGCGACCGCAUUAACUCACAGCGUUCAGCGCCGAGGUCUGGCCAACAAAUUCAACCGUGGAUUUUUUGAGCAUGUGACUGACCAAACUCGUGUGGUUCGCAGUUGUGAGGAGAAGAUAAAGCGGCUAGAAAUUCAACGCCAGAACCUUCACAUGGAAUUCCAGGAAGCAAGCAAGAUGGGCGAUGGGGAGCGUCAAGAUCGGCUUCGUGCAGCGUCAAAACGCGUUAAAGAGGCGAAGAAUAGGUGCAGCCAACUUCGUAGGACUAUCUCUUUCAAGGUUAUGGAGGAUCUCUUAAAACUGCCGAAUAAACUGCGAGAAACUGAGAGUGCCCUUCCGUCUGAAAGCUGGUUCGGCCAUUCCUCCAAAUGCACGGUUCUCUCUCCUGGCGCCAUUAGGACCGCCAACUUGGACAAUUUAAUCGUUUAUAAGGACUGUGGAACCUUCUUCACAGGACAGCUUGCCACUUUUACCCAAGAGAUGUCAAGUCUUUUAACACUUCUUGGUCGAGAAGUGAAAAUGGUAUUGGGGAGCACGCCCCGCCGAUGCGCACUCUCAGACCUGGUUCGUCUACCGGUUGCUGAGGCCUGCGCAUGGACGCCUUCUCUUGACGAGGUGAUACAACUUGAGCAUACAAAGGAUGAUGUCUUCAUUCCGAAGGAAGGAGGACAGACACUCAUCAAUCCCUAUACUCGACUUUGUCUUGUCGGUUCAGCAAGUCUGGCCGCAUUUGUCGGUACAUGUCAUUGUGGCUCCCUGAUUAUCCCCAUACGCGUAAUCGAAAUGUGUUUUACUGUUGCUUUGCCCCAAGGUUCCUUUUUUGGAUGUUGUCUGGAUAAAGAAUGUCCUCUACCGCUACGCUUUCUCACAUUGGGAAACAUUUACACCUACGGUAAGCUUCGUGCUGUGCCAGCGGAGGAACUGCGCAGAUGUGAAAUGUCCCUUUGGAGCCUUGCUUUGGUUGAAUCCGGCAAGCCAGACAUCGAGUUGGCAAGCUUUUCCUUACUUGGUGACUGGGUGAGCAGACGAGCAGGAUUCAAAACGUUCGACAACAGCUUUCCUUUCAUGGUAAUUUUCCGAAUCUGUAAUUCUCCAAUGCUGCUCUUGCCUGCAAGAAUAGGCGCAUUGGAAAUCAAAGGCUAG
Hydatigera taeniaeformis is the source of this 1275-nucleotide messenger RNA. Lineage: Eukaryota; Metazoa; Platyhelminthes; Cestoda; Cyclophyllidea; Taeniidae. The record is from the annotation of a GenBank genome assembly.